This is a messenger RNA of Talaromyces amestolkiae, 654 nucleotides long. RefSeq lists its product as uncharacterized. Bases 1 to 654 code for a protein of 217 amino acids. The record is from RefSeq and is a predicted model, not a curated record. The transcript has a single exon. Lineage: Eukaryota; Fungi; Ascomycota; Eurotiomycetes; Eurotiales; Trichocomaceae.
AUGCCUCAUCGUUCUCGUUCUUCUUCAAGGCACAGCUCCCGCUCUGAUAGCUCGAGCAAAAGCAGUGAAAAGGACUAUGCACUGAGCGUCAAUCUUUACGGCAGGGGAGAUGCAGCCAAGGGUGAUCCCCCAGCCCACUGGGGCGCCAUGCUCCACAGGCGAGAGGAGGCACACGGUGAUCUCUAUCAUGUUCGCAAGGACGAAAGGUUCUACUACGAGGACCCAGUUCCGAAGCGUAUGGUUGAAUCAACAACCACCUACGGUCGAAGUGAGAUCGUACAUCUCUCAAGGUCGCGCAAGGAGACUGCGGCACGGGUUUUGCAUGCGUAUGGAAAGGACGAAUCCAAUCUUCCUCGUGAGGAUGCAAACUGUCAAAAUUGGACUGUCGGUGCACUUGGUGCUCUUGAGCAAGAGAGGCUGGCCCCYCAGGGCACCAGAGACUAUUGGGACGCAAAUAUUGGACAGGCCUCUCCUGCCAUUGGCGAACGACUACGACGAGAUGGUAGGUCCUGGGUUCCAAAAACUACUACCGACUCUAGAGGACGAGAACCUGCCGAUGCGACCUUUGGAAAGGAGGAAGUGCGACGGCCGACCGGCCGUCUCAAUUUGGACAAGUUUGCAGGCCUCAGUAGUGCUAGUAGGCCUAGGCGGUAA